AUGACCCCGUAUUCCCCAGAAUCCAACACGAGGCGGGGAGUCGCCAUCGCUGCAAGUGAUGCUCACCUCGGGGAGCCUUCGGCGAAGCGUCAAAGGCGUGACACGAAUGAUCACCCAACGUCCGGCGGAACAAACAGGCGGCAAGCAGCCUGCCAGCCGUGUCGGUUGCGCAAGGUGAAGUGUGACAAGAAACGACCACUGUGUGGCCUAUGCAAACUCAGUGGUCAACCAUGCGAGUAUAUCGGCGAGGCGAAUGACAAGCUCAGUCUUGAAACAGCUACGGCCACGCUGCUAGAGCGCUUCGAUCAGCUGCGUCAAGAAUUUGAGACAGUAAAGGAUGCAUUGCACAACCAAGACCUUCCGCCGCGUGCUCGCGUAGACUCUGGCGUGACUGUAUCUGAGAACCCCCUCGAACUUAAUCACACAGUUCCUCGCGCUGCGUCUGUAGAGGCAUCCAGAGAUUUUCUUCAGAUACCACCUCACAGAGCCAGCGCCGACACCGUCUUGCAAUGGGGCAUCUUUGAUCAAAAGUAUCCCGCAAACUCCUUAAUUGGAGGAUUGUUCAGCCCAGAUCAUAACGACGUGUCACUCUCGACUGGGGCAAGCUCGAGCCCUUCUGGGGAUCUCAUCACCAAUACGCCAGGGCUCAGUUACCUCGAGGAGGAACAAAUACCUGGCCUCAUUGAUAGAUUCCUGCAAAAUGUUCACACCAAGAAUCCGAUACUUGAUGUCGAAGCUUUAGUAAAGCAUGGGAGGAAAUGCGCAGAGCAGGGCGUGGGUUGGGAUGGCAGAUCCUGUUUAGUCCUCAUGGCGUGUGCUCUUGGUGCAGUGGCGAAGCCCUUUGAUAGAUCAGUCCGCCCCAUGUCCAUGGCAAUUUCUCCUGUAAGUGAGACAGGCCCAAUCAACGUAUCGGCCACUUCUUCCUCGAAACUGUACGCCAAGGAGCUGCAACAGGGCGAUUGUUGCUUCACGUUGGCCUGUCGGCGUUUAGGAUCAUUGAAGUACUCAAUGCUCGGUGCACAGUGCCAUUUCUUCGCUGGUGUAUAUCUCAUGUAUACUCUGCGGCCGAUGCUGUCAUGGCAUUAUUUUCUUCAUGCCUCGAUAUUUUGCCAGAUGUACUUGAAGAUGACUCAUGGCUUGUCAGGAAACUUCACGGAAGUGCUGGGUGAUUCAUAUCAACGAUCCACAUCGACAGAGCGUAAGUCUCGGCGUUUGGAACAAAGCUUGUACUGGUCCUGCUUCAAAUCAGAGUGCGAGUUUCGUGUUGAACUACCGCUUCAACAAUCCGAAAUCAGUCUUGGAGAAUACCCAGACCUGUUUCCAUCGCCUCCAUCACCAGUUAGCACUGACCAACAAGGUGCAAGUCAGUCAGUCUCGGCGUAUGGUGAGAAUCCGUUAAUCACUGACGAAGCCACUGAACUACGGCAGCAUGCUGUUCGGCUGUGCAAUGAAGAGGAAAGCUGGUACUAUUAUCUCACCGAGAUUGCGCUUCGCCGCAUUGGCAAUCGAAUCGUCAACACCUUUUUCAGACAAGAAAAAUCGUCGUGGCUGAAUAUCAAGCCCCUCCUGCGUAUGGCGCAAGAGUUUGAAGCGCAGGUAUCUUCUUGGUCAGCUCAUCUUCCUCCGGCCAUGCAGCAUUAUGAGACCACAUUUAUUAUUCGAGCACCCGACUCAACCGUAAAAGGGGCUGGCAGCCACGUAUCCAGAGAACUCAGCUGGGCCAUCGACAAUCGUCUCCUUGAGAUGCAGACGUGGUUAUAUCAGCCCUUCUUGUAUUAUUUGAUUCAUGCUGGCUCUGACCAUGCAGCCGAGGCUACUGGAGUCACGACGGCCACUGGACAACAGCCUCGAAUUAGCAGUCUGCUGAAUCCAUUCUCGCCGCCGACUCUUGUAGCCAGCCCCGGCUCAGCCAGUGUUCCUGGGUCAUCUCCUCUGAACACUGAAGAUCUUGCCGUCCUUCACUCUCUUAUAUCGUCGGGCAUAGAAUGCCUUAUUAAAACGAUUGAUGUUCGUGCUCGUGGCCAUCGUCAUCACGGUUUAUGGUAUGACCUUCGCAGCAUCAUGUGCGCAGCCCUCAUACUGCUUGCAGUAGUGAAGAGCGGCAAUGCGGCUUGGAUCCCAGGAGGAACAGAGACGCUCUGGGGAGGUCAUCCUUCGUCGGACUAUUGGACAGGAGCUGGCGCCCCGAUCGGGGGUAAGAUUGCAAAGGUCCUGUGUCAGUUCGAUUUCUGGGCUGGAGAGUCCCCGGAUCUGCUGCGAUAUAAAGAGGUUCUUGAGACGGUGGUGAGAGACGUCAGAGGAUCCUAG
Molecule: messenger RNA, 2307 nt
Organism: Pochonia chlamydosporia 170
Lineage: Eukaryota; Fungi; Ascomycota; Sordariomycetes; Hypocreales; Clavicipitaceae
Product: fungal transcriptional regulatory protein
Exons: 5
Coding region: 1-2307 (768 amino acids)
Biological process (GO): regulation of DNA-templated transcription
Molecular function (GO): zinc ion binding; DNA-binding transcription factor activity, RNA polymerase II-specific
Source: RefSeq, a predicted model, not a curated record